UGAACUUUCGAUACGCAGCUGAGACAUUUCCAUCCAUUCACAAUCUCAUCAAUGUGCAGCAAAGGCAGUUCCAGACAUUUUGACAAAGCAUCACAACAAGGGCACAAUACUGCAAGCACUGGACACUGAGACAGCACUAUUUCGACAAGAGGAGGGAGAAUACAUAUAUUGCUGCUCCCUCUCCAAUCAACUCGCCAUUCCACAAUCAAAAUGGGCAUCCGACAACGCGCUGCUACAAUGACACGAAUCCACAAUGCACAAGCCUCAUUUCGCCGAAGCAUUACAACAACAGAGACCAAAUAUCUUGACCUUGGAUUAGAAUACCACGCUCUUCCGCUCCAACUUCGGAGAAUUCGCGAACGGCCACAAGUCGACUGCGCUACAGCAUUCACGAUAGACGACUCUAUGCCUGCGAACGACUGUAUCGGGUACUUGGAAGAUCUCGAACAGCUCUGCAUCGCUUCUUCACAUCACCUCCAAGAAGUGGACCCGGAAGCCGCAGAGAGAACAUUGUGUACCGGUCUGGAAAUACUGGAAGCAAUGAACGAUCAACUAGUGGCCCUCGAGAUUUCUGUGAACAAGCUGCACAGAAAAUUCAGCGACAUGGUCGAUGAUGAGGUGGAGUUUGAGGAGGGAAUUGAGUAUCGGUUGGCGCUCCGGCCAGAGCAAGGGGGCGAGAAGUUCGAGAUGUUGCGGGACUGGACGAUGGCGUUGCCUCAGGUGCGUCGCUGGCUGCGAAAUGGAAAGGUGCGAAGUGAGGAGGAAGCGAUGUUGCUCAUAGCAAGCGCUGGAUGCCAAGUGAGCUCACCAUCUGACGACGAGGACUCUAGGCUGCAGUCGAGUGAGGAUGACGGAAAACGCGAUGGACCCCUGAAGCGGAUGCGGAGACGCACUAAGGGUGAACGCAUCUGAGAUACCAUUACCAAAAACCUCUUUUCUGCAUUAGCGUUGCUGUAUUUUUAGCGAGUGUGCGAAGCCAUUCUUUAUCUUUGAUCAUAUCUCUCGUUCGUUCCGUGAUUUCAAUGCGGCUUGCCAUGAACAAGACCUCGCUUGGACAUGCGCUGCGUAUCGCAAAGGGGAAAACAACAUGCUGCUACCCGCACGCAAACACCGUUGGCUGCCGACGCCACGUGAAUGCCUUCACUUACCCGUGACGUGCGGCCCGUGCCUUCUUGCAGCAGCAGCGAUACGUGCAGGUUAUUGUCUCAGGCG
This is a messenger RNA of Cercospora beticola, 1212 nucleotides long. RefSeq lists its product as uncharacterized. The record is from RefSeq and is a predicted model, not a curated record. Lineage: Eukaryota; Fungi; Ascomycota; Dothideomycetes; Mycosphaerellales; Mycosphaerellaceae.